Molecule: messenger RNA, 3573 nt
Organism: Xenopus laevis (African clawed frog)
Lineage: Eukaryota; Metazoa; Chordata; Amphibia; Anura; Pipidae
Gene: mlxipl.L
Product: MLX interacting protein like L homeolog
Exons: 18
Coding region: 522-2948 (808 amino acids)
Biological process (GO): regulation of transcription by RNA polymerase II
Cellular component (GO): cytoplasm; nucleus
Molecular function (GO): protein dimerization activity; RNA polymerase II cis-regulatory region sequence-specific DNA binding; DNA-binding transcription factor activity, RNA polymerase II-specific
Source: RefSeq, a predicted model, not a curated record
GUUUGGGAAGGAUUUGCUAUGAUUUCAGCACAGCAUUAGGAGAAAGUAAACACUACACAGGUUCCAUGAAAGUGUGCAUGAGAGGGAGGUGGCAAUGUAUGGCACAACACACACCUACAGAAAGGAGAGUGCAAAGUACAAAGCACAAUCUCUGCUGCCACAACCCAUCAAAACAACCAGCGAUGAAUCACAAGGCAGCAGGGAGGAUUCUGGGAUAACACCUUACAUUGGAGUUACAUAAUUUUAGAGCAGGUUUUGGAGGUACUGCCGCUGGACCAAGCACACAACCUACUGUCCUUUGCUUAGACUUCAGUUUUCAUUGGUCACAUUUGGCAGAUGGGCGGGACUUUCAGAACACUCAAGCUGCAGUUUGAGAACAGUGCUUACUGGGUUGUGUUUAUGCUGAUCUGUGUCAGGUGAUUGGAGGUUUUCUGGUUGAAAGGACCUCUCACCUAUGGUGGGUGUGUGUGUCUGUAUUUCUGUCACUUGGACUCCGGUGUACAUUGCUAUUACUCCAAGCCAUGGCGGGCUGCAGCACUGCUCAGCUCCGGAGUUCUAAUGCAGACUCUGAUUCGGACUCAGACUGCGAGGGACUAGGGCCCCGGCAUCAGAUCAUUCACAGUGGGCACUUCAUGGUAUCUUCCCCACAUGGCGAUGACAAGCACAGGGGAAGCGAACCCCAGAGGCCGGGGAACCUGCCAGCUGGCACCAUUGAUCCCACUUUGACUCGGCUGUUUGAGUGCAUGAGUCUGGCAUACAGUGGAAAUCUGGUUUCACCAAAAUGGAAGAAUUUUAAGGGGUUACGACUACUAUGGAGAGACAAGAUUCGACUAAAUAAUGCCAUCUGGAGGGCUUGGUAUCUUCAGUAUAUAGAAAAAAGGAAGACGCCAGUGUGUGGGUUUGUGACUCCACUGACUGGUUCAGAGGGAGAUGAUCACCGGAAACCAGAGGCUGUGGUAUUGGAAGGCAACUACUGGAAGCGCCGCAUAGAAGCAGUGAUGAAAGAAUACAACAAAUGGAGAAUAUACUACAAGAAGCGACUACGGAAACUUCAUCAAGAUGGCAACAAAUCAUUUAAUGAGCAAUGGUCUGCUCCAGCGUGGAGAUGCAGUCAGGUAUAUUAUGGGUGCCCCAGACUGGAGGAUAUUUGUGGGACCGAAGAAGACAUGCUGUACGAUCUGGAUUACUAUUUAACAGAUAUUUCUGACACCCUGUUUACCACGACUCAUGGCAUGCAAAAUACUUACCAGUCUCCAGACUAUGAUUAUGCUGGAAAUUCGGAUAUGAUCCAGCCGGGUUUGUCUACGUUCCAGCCCACUCCAGACGACUUUGCAGAUAUAACAGAUUUUUUUAGUGGUCCCCGAACUCAGCAACUUCCCGUGUAUUUCCAAGAGCAGAACUGUUUCUCCAGCUACAAUGAAGGAAUCGCUAACCAACAUCACCCUGUAGCCACCUGUCAGAGGAUCCCUCAGCCUUACAGCUCCUUUGGAUCUAGGUCAGAAUCCUGCUUUACCAAUGCAGUUAUUUCCCCGAGCUAUGCCAGUACCACAAUGAGUUGUGUCUCUCCCAGAGCUGAGUCAAAGCACCUGCCCCAUUACCCCUUACCUCGUAAUGAUUUCAGCACAGACACUGACACCUUCCCACCAGAACAGUCGUUAACAAUGCCAUGUAUUUCCCAAAACCUUCCAGUGCAAAAUUCAGACAUUUUGUUUCCACAUGUAUCCUGCCCAAAACAUAAUUAUUCUGGCUCAGUCACAGAAAGCAGUAUCCUUGGCCACACUGCACCCUCCCAUACAGAUAACUACCCCUUGUAUUCAGAAAACUCUUCCCUGGAGGCCCCUCACAUAUUCUCCAUUCCAAAACAAUGUGGAAGCUUGGCAAACAACAGCGACAGGACACCGGCAGUGGACAUUACUGAAAGACCUACUUCUGUCAGCCCGUCAAAAAUUUCUUUGAAAGCUAAGCCUGAUUCCUCCACGAAUGUGCCCUCUUGUGGGCUAAUUGGACAAAACAGCACGACAGGUGCAAGAUCAGAUUCUCUCUGUUUUACAGCCAUUGCUGCUCCAGCUGUUCAGCCCCUUGUGCCUCCCACAAUUCAGUGCAACUUCUCACCAUCACCCCCUCCCCCAAUAUUUGUGAGCCCUGUGUUUAGUUCCCAGAACAGCUCCAUUUCUGGUUCCACAGCCCAGCCGUGCUCUUCUCUGCAACCUAAAACCGAGAGACUUUCUCCAACAUCAAUCUGUGCAGGUGGUGAGAGCAAAGAUUCACUCAGUGUGCUCUGCCUUCAGUCCUCUACCUCCUGGGGCAGAACUGGGUGUAAAAAGGUAGAGAGCCGGCGCAUAACCCACAUCUCGGCAGAGCAGAAGCGGCGUUGUAACAUCAAGAUCGGGUUUGACACUCUGCAUAAUCUGGUGACAACUCUUCGUGGACAGCACAGCAACAAGCUUAGCAAGGCAACCACCCUGCAGAAGACGGCUGAGUAUGUCUAUAAGCUGCAGCAGGAGAGGGCCCAGCUGCAAGAAGAGGCACAGCACUUGCGCUGCCAGAUCCAGGAGCUUAAUGACAGCAUCAACCUUUGCCAGCAGCAGCUCCCAGCCUCUGGCGUUCCUAUGACACAACAGCGGUUCCAGCACAUGCGUCAACUGUUUCAGAACUAUGUACAGUCACGGACCCUGCAAAACUGGAAGUUCUGGCUCUUCAGCCUCAUCAUCACGCCUCUCUUUGAGUCAUUUAACAGGAUGGUUUCCACCGCAAGUCUGGCAGAUCUCAGGCAAACGUCUCUCGAAUGGUUGGACCAAUACUGUUCCCUCCCUACCCUGCGGCCCUCCGUGUUAAGUUCACUUUGCCAGCUCAGCACCUCCACGUCCAUUCUCAGUGAUCCAACGCUCUUGCCAGAGCAAGCAUUACAGGCUGUCACUCGGCAGGACAAUGAGGAUAUCUUUCUUUAACUGAGCCAGGGAGGAGAGCUCUGUUGGAUCUGGAAAGUCGUAACCAAACACAGGAAAGGUAAUAAUCAAGCCGGCCUCAACCAAUGAAACCAGAUGCAUCGACUUACCGCGAAUGUGAAAGGUUUCACGUGAAAGCAACAUUCCAACUUAUUUAACUUUUGUACAUCUCUGUAUAGAAUCUCUUUUCUGUGAAAGUCUUUAUAUGUUAGAUAGAUGUUUUUAAAGUUUUCUUUUCAUCAAUGUAUUGCACAGCUGUAAGCACAGUCCUGAUACACAAUUCCACGGAUUAUUCAUGUACUAAUGCUUAGUUUUUAAUUCCAGCCUCUUUAAAAUAAAAAAUGUUUGUUACUGCAAAGAAUUCAUUACAAACUUGUGACUUGCAACCCACAAUGCUGCGGCUCUUCUUGUGUUUCUUCUAAACGUUUGUGGGAGCUGUUAUUGGUGAAAUCUGAAUUUCUUGUUCAGACAUUCUCAUUGGUGAAUUCUUUUGCAUCUGAAUUGAAAUUUGUGUUGGCAGCUUUCUCAUUGGUGAAUUCUAAAUUAAAAUUUCUGUUCAGAAGCAUACUUAUUGGUUAUUUUGUUUGCAUCUGUAUUGAAAUUUGUGGUCGCAGAAUUCUCGUUGGUG